Messenger RNA from Yamadazyma tenuis ATCC 10573, 3939 nucleotides. RefSeq names its product exocyst subunit (gene SEC10). Gene Ontology annotation, cellular component: cytoplasm; exocyst. The record is from RefSeq and is a predicted model, not a curated record. Gene Ontology annotation, biological process: exocytosis; Golgi to plasma membrane transport. NCBI's taxonomy places the organism in Eukaryota, Fungi, Ascomycota, Pichiomycetes, Serinales, Debaryomycetaceae.
GUUGGUCGCACUUGAUUGUCGCAUCAAAAGCACGUAAACACUAUAUGAGUUUCUCCAUCUACAACUUGGAUGAAGAGAUCAAGGAGUUACUCAACCUUGAUGACUUCCUUGGUGGCUUCACCGUCAAUGAGUUUGUUGAGGAGUUGAGUAAAGACCAUUUUUUAAAGGGGGCAGAGGUUAAUAACCUCGAGUACUUGGAUCCCAAACCAUACAUCAGAACCUUUGAAUCCACUUUACGUGAAUUAAAACUGUUAUCAGUGGAGGCAGACUCACAAAAGGACCAGUUAGACAAACAGGUGAAUGAGUAUGAGUUGAAACACAGCCAGAAUGUGCUUGAGCUAAGUGAUAGAAUCGAAAGUAUCACCAAUCAGUUUGGUAACUUGGACGUGAGAAUAAGUGAUGUAUCCGGUCAAAUCGACCCAUUGAACACUUCCUUGAACAAAAUCACAAACUCCAGGGAUAUGUCGAUCGAAACCAUCUUUCUUAUCCGCACUUACCAUGGUUUUUUCACCAAACUGAAGUAUGAUCCAUUGGAAAAUUUGAGAGUUAGCAAAGUGUAUGACGAUAGACUAAAAUGUGCAAAGACGGUAAACAACUUGAUGACAUUGGCAAAGAAAAUCGAGUCUGCAGACAUUCCGCAGACCACCCAAUGUGUACAAGCGAUCCAAAAGUUCAGUGAAACUAUGGAAAGAACCUUGUUAAAUAAGUUUGAGGUAGCUCUUGAUAACGAUGAAUUCGAAGUAAUGAAGGAAAUUUCGUCCAUUCUUAACGAAUAUAAUGGAGGGACUAAUGUCAUCCAAACCUUUGUGAACAAGAAUGACUUCUUGGAGGAGAUGAACGACGAUAACAAUGGGGCUGGGUCUAUCUUGGAUGACGAGGCCGUGUGGUUCAACUUGUCCAAUCCUGACUACCUUGAGUCGGUGGUGGAUGAAAACCUAGAAGAUUUGUUGAACCACCUCAAAGUCACUAUCAAGGGCCAGGCAAGAAUCGUGAGCCAGGUAUUUGAGAAUUCAACCCCAGUAUUGAAGAUCUUCAUUCAGAGAAUAUAUGCCCAGUCGAUCCAAACUAAGGUCAACUCAUAUCUUCAGUAUUCCAUCUCCGUGAGUUCAUUGGCACAUGUCAGAGUUCUCCAAUACUUGUCUCAAGUGGUGAACGAGUUUACAAAAGACUUGAAGGAUUUCUUCAUCACCAAUGAUUUCGAUAAUGAUAACGAGUUAUCCUCGAUAUUGGACCAAUGUUUCUAUGAUUUGUUCAUUGAAUACACCUCCGACAAUGUUUAUUUCAACCGAGAGAAGAAGAGCUUAGAAGAUUUGAUCUACGAUGUGGUAUCGAAGUUCACCUCCUAUAAUGAAAGGGCUUUGAAUGCCAAUCAAUUAUCCACCACUCUCGAUAACUUGAACAAUCUCGAUUAUAACAAUGAUUCUACCGCCUCGUCUGACAAGGCAUUCGGUAUAAUUGAACGAAAGAGAUUAAAUAAGUUCAAAGAUUUCAUGAAGUCUCGAUUAUCAGAAGUCAAUGUCAGAAACAGAAACUCAAUAGACCCAGAAGACUCCGAAGAGCGAAAACAGUAUAGUUCUUUGAACUUGGCACUUGCAGAAACCAUCAUAAAAUCCAUAAUUGAGUCUGUCGCCAGAGUUUUGGAAUUAGAGCCAAAUCGGUCUCCUGAAUACGCAUUGGAAUUGUUGGAAAUACUUUUAUUCGACUUUGGAAAGUUGUAUAUCCAAGGAAGCUUGGAAGUCAUCUAUGAUGCUUUGAAGCUGGAGAGCAACUACACAAAAGUAAGCUCAAAUAAUGCCAUUGAUUUCAGCUACUUACAGUCGUUCACAUUGUUGACGGAUAUCUUGUUUCUUCUUUCCAGCUGCAUUAGAAGAGUCAUCAUUCCAUGUUCCGCAAACAAUCCGAACAUCAGAAACAGGAUGAUAAAUCUCACUAACAGCUAUAUCAAGCGUUGUGAAGUAGCCAUAAACGUGAUUUUAAAGGAGACCAUGGACUUGAUAUCUGAAAAAUUGGCAUACUUUUUGUCUAAGCAGAAACGGAAAGACUUUUUGGCUGAUAAUAUCACCGAAUAUGACACAGAAGCCUGUGAAUUUGUAUCGGACUUCAUGACAAAAACCCAUGAGAGCUUGACAGUUUCUUUGCAUGAUCUGAAUCUUUUGAAUGUCUUGACUAAAGUGGGAAUGAAGUUCUUAAGCCUAUUACUUGAGCACUUCAAAAAGUUCACCGUCAAUUCCACCGGUGGUAUCAUCUUAACUAGAGAUGUCAUUCGAUACCAAGCAGUCAUUGAAAGCUGGGAAAUCCCCGAAUUGUCUGAAAACUUCCAAAUAUUGAAAGAAAUCGGUAAUAUUUUCACCGUGCAUCCUAACUUGAUCAACUCAUUGGUCACAGAAGGCCAACUAGCCAGUCUAAAGCCUUCAACCAUCAGACAAUAUGUCGCCAAAAGAACCGACUUCAAUCCAAGCUACCUCGAACGAUUCUUCAGUUUCAGAUAAAACACCUCUAUUGUAUAUUAUCUCUAGUUUCCUAUACAUACGAGUAGUGGAGUCCAAUCACCAAAUACACAUAAAAGAUCGUGAAGCAAAUUGUAAUGCCUAGCUUUUUAUAGUCCUUGGACCCCAGGUUCACUUUGUCUUUAACUCUCGAGUUGUAUAUAGAUACAGGGUCUUUUGAAAAACGUGAUAAUGCCUUGUGGAUGGUGUUUGGGUAAAGCGCAUUGACCCCCAAUACGAUGAUGCUUAUACUAAACCAAAUCACAUAAAGGGUGAUACCAGCCAAUGGGCUUGGUAAGUAGCACAUCUCCGUCAGGUAUGUUGGCAAAGCCGCAAGACUUUGGCCUUCUGCAUCAACAGGAUUGUGGAGAGAUAAUAGCUGUAAUGCAGGGUGCUUGAUUCCAGCACUCAUGGCCACCGACUUGACAGUGAUUUCUUUAGCAGACAAACCAUGGCUAAGUUGGUGUGAAAUCUCACAGUAGUCAUGGUCAUCACCACCAAACACAAGACAAGGAUUGAUGGUAUCAAGAAUUUCAGAUGUAAGAUCAUGUUCAACCACUGUUUGGUACUGUUUUCCCUUCUUGACCGGAAAUGGGUUGGGGGAUUCCCUCUUAGGACCACAAGUUUGCUGCUGGUUAUCUCUAUAGAGCGGUACAUGGGUCAACAAGAUCUUUGGAAUGUUCUUUUCCAUCGUGGCAGGAAGCAGCUGCAAAAACUCGUGUGGUGGCCGGUUUAUAUCUUUUGACUCAGAAGAUAACGAGAUCACAUCCAACAACACCACCGUAUGAUUCCCCAAUGUCACAACAUCAUUGGGAGGCCCGAAGAACCUUUCAAACCGCUUCUGCCUAAGAGGGUCGAUGGUCUGAAAGCCAAUGUCGUGGUUUCCGGGAAGUGAUUUAAUUGUAAUUCUGUGAGGCUGAGCAGGAAAGAUGUUUGUGAACCGUUCAUACUCUUCGAACCACAAUUGGUCAUUCCAGUCCCUGCCACCAUCGAACAAGUCUCCAAGAAAUAUGGUGCUGUCAGGAUCAAGAAGACGUUGUAAAAACCGGUGGUUUCGACGAAGGUAAUUAUCACAUAUUUUCUUCACAAAGUAGUUCAAUAGAUCGGGUCUAUCAGGAUACGAAUUGUCGUCCACCAACUGGGGAUCCGCCACUAAUGCCACUCUGUGUGGUACUAUCCCCGUCUUCUUGUCCCAAUUCUCCCAGUUCUUCCACUGGCACUUGUUGAUAACGUAUCUAACGUGUGUCCUUUCUACCAAGUGCACCAAAAUAACCCAUGAUCCCAUGAUAAGACCGAUAACUUUCGCAUCCUGCAAGCUUAAAAGCUGCUUCCAACUGGCUCUUGGCUUAAAUACAAACCGCCCAACUCUGUUGUCGCUUCCCGGAGCGGUAUGGUAAAGUGGAAUCUCUGAUCCGGCUUUCUCUUUCCCUCUGUAACUCAUCAAGUUUGCAUC